AGCUGCUAAACGUUAAUAUGUAAACUGGGUCUGUUAUAUGGGAAAAAUCUCACAAUGCAACAGAUUGUGGGAGUUUCACACAGUUAAUUUUAAGCAUAUUUCUUUAAAAUUGUAUUUAAAAUGUAUCCUAUUUGUAAGGAUUUUAAAAGUGUUUUUCAAUGUACAGAUAUGAGCAAUAUAGAGAGCUCCAAAAACAGAAGUGAAGAGAUUAAUCAAUAUCUCCGCCAAGAAAAAAAGAGACUUCGGAGAGAAGUGAAAGUGUUGCUGCUUGGUACCAGGGAGUCUGGAAAAAGCACUAUCAUGAAGCAGAUGAAGAUUAUCUAUGAGGGGGACUACUCAGAGGAGGAACGCAGACAGUACAGAGCAGCUGUAUACAGUGACACCAUACAGUAUAUCACUGAUAUUGUAAGUGCCAUGGAGAGCCUGGGCAUUGGUUUUGGAGAUGUGGCCAGAGCUAAAGAUGCCAAGCAGCUGGCAGUGUUUGCCAGAGGUGCAGAGAAAGGGGUAAUGUCUGAGGAGCUGGCUGGUGUUAUAAAGAGACUGUGGGAAGAUGUGGUGCAUACUUGCUUCAUUCACACUCCUCAAUACAAACGCAAUGAUUCUGCUUUGUAUUUCCUCAAUGAUCUGGACAGGAUCUGUCAAUCAGAUUAUAUCCCUACCCAGCAGGAUGUGCUACGUACCAGAGACAAAACCACAGGCUCCAUGGAGGUAAAUAUCCCACACAUGGGCUUCAAUGCUAGGAUUAUAUACCCGGGACAGCACGGAACAAAUUUUAAGAAGUGGAUUGAUUGCUUCAGUUAUGUUACUUCUAUCAUCUUCUGUAUAGACAUUAAUAACUAUGAUCAGCUGCUGGAUGAGAAUCAUGAGGAAAGGAAAUUAUUGGACAGCAUCUUAAAAGACAGAUGUGCUUCAUUUAUUAUUUUUUUCAACAAGAAGGAUCUCUUUGAGCACUCAGGCUGUAUCUUAUAUGACCAUAUCUACAAACAGUUUUGGGAUCUGAUAUGGGAAAAUAGUGAAUUGAAGAUAUUUGGGCAUUUCACAUGUGCCAUAGACACUCCAAACAUGAAGAAUGUGUUUGAUGCUGUGAUGGACCCUUAUCAGCUAUUGAAUCAUAGGCCAUGUAGUCUAUAGUGCCGAAUUAUAAAGCUCUGAAUGGAGCUUGAUGCCCCUGUUUCCGCUCGAGCCUUCAGGCUUGCCGGAAACAGUAGUUAUGAAGCAGCGGUCUUAAGACCACUGCUCCAUAACUGGUCCGCCUGCUCUGAGGCUGUGGACAUCAAUCCGCCUGAUCCUGUACGAUCCGACUGAUUGACACCCCCUACUAGCGGCCAAUUGGCUGGGAAUCUGCAGGGGGUGACAUUGCACAAGUAGUUAACAAGAACUGCUGGUGCAAUGAUAAAUGCCGACAGCGUAUGCUGAGCAGAUCAUGUCGGACAGACCGAUGAUAAACUGGCCCCUAUGUAUUUUAGGCCACAGCUUCAGUUUGCUAAAUUGCGACAUGAUGGAAUAAUUUCUCCAUUGGUCAUUAAGGGGUUAUAGUAGUAAAUAAUAUCCACUCUU
Messenger RNA from Bombina bombina (fire-bellied toad), 1557 nucleotides. Its product is annotated as guanine nucleotide-binding protein G(i) subunit alpha-1-like. Gene Ontology annotation, molecular function: G-protein beta/gamma-subunit complex binding; guanyl nucleotide binding; G protein-coupled receptor binding. The record is from RefSeq and is a predicted model, not a curated record. Bases 121 to 1131 code for a protein of 336 amino acids. Gene Ontology annotation, cellular component: heterotrimeric G-protein complex. The transcript has a single exon. Gene Ontology annotation, biological process: adenylate cyclase-modulating G protein-coupled receptor signaling pathway. NCBI's taxonomy places the organism in Eukaryota, Metazoa, Chordata, Amphibia, Anura, Bombinatoridae.